Messenger RNA from Schistosoma haematobium, 9862 nucleotides. Its product is annotated as Voltage-dependent L-type calcium channel subunit alpha-1C, variant 2. NCBI's taxonomy places the organism in Eukaryota, Metazoa, Platyhelminthes, Trematoda, Strigeidida, Schistosomatidae. Gene Ontology annotation, biological process: calcium ion import across plasma membrane. Gene Ontology annotation, molecular function: high voltage-gated calcium channel activity. Gene Ontology annotation, cellular component: membrane; voltage-gated calcium channel complex. The coding region runs from base 620 to 937 and encodes 105 amino acids. The record is from RefSeq and is a predicted model, not a curated record. The transcript has 3 exons.
AGAAGUGUAAUUAUUCAAUCAUUGAAUAAUAAAUUUGUGGGAUGUAGAUACAUUCGGCUGAUGAUUCUGAAAUAAGAUAAAGCAUGAAUCUUAGAUUACACUACCAGCUACCAUCCAUCUAUGGUUGCUGUGUGAAAUUUAUUUAUUUCAUCAGAUAAGUAAGGUUUCUCUAGAAACAAAGAAUAGAGAAUCCUGAAAUUUGACUAGAAUAAAUUAUUUGAUGAACUACAAAUGAAUGUGUUCGAUGACACAUUUGAUUGUAAAGAAUAUGACCUACAGUUAUAUCUAUUUUUUGUAAAGGCUGAAGUAAAGGAAACAUAUAUAUAGAAGAUGGGUUUUGUGGAUAUUAUAGUAAUUUCAAUGGUUAAGAUCAUGAGUCAGUUGAAACUAGACCACCAUGGACAACCUGGAAGCACUUGAAAGCAGUUUCAUCCUAUUGUGGGACUUCUCAGCAGUGCUCAUCCACGACCUCGACCCCUGGGAGAUUCGAACCCGGGACUUAUUGGUUUUGCGCGCGAUCACUUAACCACAAGACCACAGCUGGCCGGCAUUCAACAGUGUUAAUGUCUAGCUUUAACUAAUCCACGAUACUUUUUUUCAAUCUAUUAUACUCUUUCAGAUGAACAAUACAAAAUCCGGUUUUAUGAGUAUACCACAAAAGAAUGAAAAACCUCAAAUCAAUGAAGAUAUUUCUGUUAUUGUAUAUCAACCACCAUCUAUUGAUCCACAUGGUCCUGCACCUAAUCCACCUGUAUAUUGUUCAUCAUUUCCUCAAUCUAAUCUAUGGUCUUUAAGGCAUAAUAAUAAUAAUAAUAAUAUAGAAUCUCCUGGAAUCAAUAAUGAAUUAUCUCAAAUGUAUUUCAAACAAUCAACAACUCCAAGACAAAAUUGGUUAAAUCAGGUUUGUCUUUUAUAUAUAUUAUUUAUACUCAAUUGAUAGUUUUGAUGAAGUUGAGAACAUUAGUAAGAAUAUAAAAGCCUUUUUGAUAAAUCAUCAAGGCUAUCAAACGUUAACCUUUAGAUUCUAAUAGAAUAACGUCUUAGCCAAAUCACUGUUGAAAACCAGGAAGAAAUGAACAGCACCUAUUACUUAGCGUGAAACACCUCAGCAAUGAGCAUCCUCGAUCCAGUUUUCAGGAAUCAAACCUAAAACAAUUUACAGUCUACACAAAUCCCCUUAUAUUUAAAAUCUGAAAAUGGUUUCCACUCAAUGAACAGUCCAUAUUGAUGUUGCUUCACUGACAGCUUAGAAUUUAAUAAUGUUCGAGUAAUUUCCAUUACCAGUUAAUGCAAUCUUUACAAUGUCUACCUUAAGUAAAUUGAAUGGAGUUGACUUGAAUUGGAUAGAGUUCGUCAGUCAAUACGUAAUCUUAAAAUAAUAACAAUUUUUAUCUCUAUAACAUAACAUAAUGCCUCUAAGAAAUUGAACACGGUAGAAUAGGGUGACAAUCUACAUUGGAACAUAAUAUAUAUCUUAUAACUGUACGAUUGAACUGGUUUCAUAAAGUGUAUUAUUAUCGCCAGGCUCACUCUAUACAACGAUUUGAACAGAGAAGAAGAAAAGGCGCGUCAUAUGCAAAGUACGCCAUACUUCGACGUCAGUUUAUGUACAAGUUAAUUGAGGGUAUUUAUAGCAUUUCAGACAACCUUAAACUUCUGGUAAGUUUCCUAACCCUCAGAAACAUAAUAGCAGUAUAGGUAUUCAUCCAACCGAAAAUGUGACAUGUGACAUUUCAUUGUUCAGAUUUUUGUGAGACACUUCUAUCGACGCUUACAGGAUAAAAUAUUCUCCACUGUUUUCAUGACCCCUUUGGUGUGUUUUGUUUUUCGAGGAAUUUUCAUGGUCUACUCAACAGAAUAAAAUAUGUUUUUAGAGAUGAAUCAAACUAUUAUAUCAUCCAUUUACUUAAAAAUGUAACAUAUUUCUCAGAGAACCACUCAGCUAGAAAAUUCGGUGGGACUAUAAUUAAUUAUGGACGACCUUUCAGAAACGGUAAAGUGACCUGAAGUGUGUCUAUCUACUUACUAGAGCUAACUGAGUGUUAUAAAUCAGGGUGAGGAACUAGAAUUAUGAUUCACAGUUGAUGGUUUAGAUUAGAAAUUAGAUCUAGAGUGUUCAUCACAAACUAAUAUCAUCUAUAAUGCGAAAAGACUAUUUAGCCUAACGGAUGAACAAAUUUCGCGUCAAAAUCCGAGAUCUGUUAUGCCUGAUCGGUUCAUCCAUAAUUUAUAGUCUCGCCGAAUGCCUUUGAGAAAGUGAACACAGUCUUAUUCAUAUGGCAUGUUAAAUAAUGAAAUGAUAUUGAUUCGCUUUAGGAGAAGUCUAAAUUUCCUAUAAAAUAUAGAUAAAGACGCCAUGAAUAUUCAGAGUUUAACAACGUUGUUGUUCAUAACAACCUUAUAAUCGAAGGAUCCUAAACACAAUCAAACUAGGAGUCAGAAAUAAAGAAGUACAAAGAUAUAUUUUUGAAAGAUAGUCGAUAAUUUAUGAAGUGUAUGUGUGAUGCAAACUAACUAGUUAUUGCUAGAAAAUGCUUAGUCCGGUGUACCCAAUAAUAAUCUUAUACGGAUGCAUGAAUGAGUACCUUCAGCUGGGAAUUGUCUUGUAAAACCAAUAACGUCGAAUCAAUCUCAAAGACUUAAAAACUAUUUAUUUUGAGGAUUUAUUUAUCGCUAUACAUAACAAAACGUGACACAAAUCCAUAAAAUCACUGACAAGUGGACUGAGUCAUAUUGGUAGGUGUAGACUACCUGGUUGGGAUCCACGAGACGAUAGCAACCGAUGGUUAGAGACCUUGAAUGACAUGGCUGAAAAUCGUUUGCAAUGGUGCAGAUGCAUCCACACUUUGUGUUCUCCAAAAUUCUAAUCUUCUGAAUUCUUCAUGUCCCUUUGUUUUUCUCUUUCCAAAUUUAUUUCACUGGAUUAUACUCCUUGAAUAGUACGUUCAAACCCUAAUAUUUCCGAUUACUGCUUAUACUCUUACCACUUCUAUCACUAUGGAAUUAGAAUCGACAAUUGUAUCUCUGUGCUAAUGUGAAAUGUCAGCUCGAACUGGUGUACGUACGUACGAAGUUCUACGUUGUUACUGACUGACUAUUAUUAUUUUUGGCUUUAUUCAUUAUUAUAUUUUUGGUACAAUUCAACAACUUUCCUUUUCAUAUAUCUUCAUCUAUCCUGACGAUAACAUAUUGAAUGAUCGCCAGUUAGAAGUAAACAGGAAUCGAUGUCUGAUUACGCAAUUCAUAAGACGAAAAGCCAAUGUCCGGCGCUUUAACCGGAUCGGUGGACAUGGGGAGUCAACCUAGGGGAGUUGGAAAACCCUGAUUUCAAACCAAUGGUGCAUAUGGGCCCCAGUAUCCUGAGGGAACAAAUGGCGUAGGAACCAAUCGUUGGUCACCGGCUACCAUGGAACGGCAUCUUUCUUACGUUGCUCCACUGCAUUGUGGAUCAGAUCUUCAGGUCGAAGGCUCGGGGUGUGGCCCCCCUAAGAAAACCACCUGCUUCGGUUUGGUCACCCGGGCAGUAUCACAGCCCUCACACAUAACAAAUGAGAUUUGUGUGGCGCAUAUCUUUUUGAUGCCUCCUUGUACCAAUAUAUAUGUAUGUUAAAAUAAAUAAAUAACAAAUGUUUGAAAUAUCUAAAUGACAGGAAACAGAUAACCCAGAUAUUCAAACAGUCCGCUUGGAACUUUUGUUCAUUUCUAAUGAUAUUAACCUACUUUUAUUGUUUGUUUUUGUUUUUGUAGCUAGUUAUUAAUGAUUUAAAUGAAUCAAUGAUGAAUUAUAAAUCGAUUGAUAAAGAUUGGUCACAUCUUGAUCUUCCAUUAAAACAUUUAGCACCUUCACGUUCAUCACCAUCAUCGUCACCAUCAUCAUCAUCAUCAUCAUCACCACCACCUCCACCAGCACCUAAACCUAUUUUAUUAAAUAUCAAUGAAGAUUUAUCAAAAUUCAAUUAUUGAAAAUGAUAUUCAUUAGAAUAGAGAACUGAAGUCUCUUCAUAAAACUUUCAUUGAAUCCAUGGUAAAAUAAUUGAUAUGGAAAAUGUUUUUUUUUGUUUUUUUUGUAAAGAAAUAAAUAGUCCUUUAUUGUUUUUUUUAUGAACUUGUGUCAUAUUGUGGAAAUGAUGAACCGAUCCAUAAUAGAUCACCCAUAGAAAUGAUCGUUUUGUUCUAGUACAGGAAUACUGAAUAGUAAUCAUCCACACGCACACAAUCACACACACACACACCCGACUGAGAAUCGAACCAAGAACUUUUGGCUUCGUAUAAAUGUCUCACCUCUAGACCAGUAACAUGGAAUUCAACAUUGUCCGUGUGUUUAACUUCAAUCAAUUCAUGAUAUAGACACAAUGAUCAUAUAUUGUAUGUGUUCCAUAACUGUUUUCUAUGCAAUAUGGUUGAACUUCAUUGGUUAUGGGUUUUUUAUUAGAACUCGAUAAGUCUUGUCGAUUGAACGCUAUAUUCGUUUCCUAAGCUAUUUUGGUAACCCGCAAGCUAGAACUACACAGCGACCUGAACACCAGAGAGAAGACGCAAUUACGAGACAAAUACUUUACUUCAAGGUUCGUUUUUGUACAGAAAACAUGGGUAUUUAUAGAUGUUAACGUUUGUUAAAUCAACAUUAUAUUUCGGCCAAUCCGUUAACGACAUAUUAUGCUACUGACCAAUAGUAGCACGCCACGUUGGAAUUCUAGAAUGUUCCAUCAUGCUCUGAUUGGCUAGGACUCUUCGGCUUCUUUUGGGCCACUGGAGGCUCCGUUGAAGUUCUCCGAAAGCCGACUAAACAAAAAUCUAAGAGUUUCAUUAUGAAAUUAGUCACUAGUGAGAAGGGCAUCAUAAGUGUUAGUAAAAAGUUCUGGAGAUUGUUGAAUUUCAUUGAAAUUCUUUAGUCUAUUUAAGUUAGAUCACCAUCGCGUAAUACAUAUAUUUCAUAAUGAAUCGUUCAGUUGAUGUUUAAUAAUUAAUUUUGCAUACUGAUUAUGUACUACAAUAAACUACUAGUAUCAAAUAUGUUUAACAGCAUUAUUAUCACCUAUAAUUUAACAUGUACAAGUUAGAAUAUCAGAUUGAAUGAAGCAAGUUCACUUGGACCAUUCAUCAUCUUAUGUUUGAUUAAAUCAAAACAAUAUGAUUAUUAUCAAAAUGGGUUUUGUGGAGAUUUUUAGAAACUCCCUUGAUUGAAAUCAUGAGUCAAUUGAAGAUAGACCACCAUGGAAAACCUGGAAGUACUGGAUGACCGUUUCGUUCCAGUGUGGGACUCAUCAGCAAUGCGCAUCCAUGAUCCCACCUCGCAAGAUUCGAACCCAGAACCUAUCAAUCUAUCUUCAAUUAACUCAUGAUCUCAACUAGUGAAACAACUAUAAUAUGCACAAAACCCCCUUUUCUUAUUAAUCACCAUAUGCUCACUAGUGACUGGCUUCAAGAGGUCUUUCCUGGAGUUCUAUUUAGAUACUGUGACCAGUGGAGUUCAACCAGGUCUGUUGUGAGAUGUCAACUCACUGAAGAUAAUGGUGUACGGUGGCUCAACUUCGUGGAUUGGUUGAAGUUAAACAUUAACACCGUUUGAUGACGGCCAGAUCAGUAGUCUAGUUGGUUUGGCGUAUGGCGCGAGACUGAUAGGUCCUAGGUUCGAAUCCCGCUGUGUGCGGGACCGUGGGUGCGCACUGCUAGACAGUCUCAUACUAGGGAGAAAUGGCCGUCCAGUGCUCCCAGGUUUUCCAUGGUGGUCUAGCUUCAACUGACUCAUGAUUUCAAUCAGUGAAAUAUGAUUAUUGACAAAGAUAGAUAAUGGCUAGUAUUGGGAUCCAGGACGUACGUUUCGCUCCAUUUGAGACUUGUCAGGUAGAUGUACCUGCAUCUCAGAAACACGCCUAAUAGAUUCAACUGCUAGCCACUAACUAUCUUCGCUUAAAAAGCUUGUGACUUAAGGCUAUAUUAAGGCAAUCCACACAGGAUGCAAAUAUGCCAAUAAGCAACUGAUCAGUUGUAAUCCUAAAUAACAAUUAGAAUAUAAACAUUACAAUUCUGAUUGAGAUCGUGAACCGAUUGAUGUUAGACCGCCGUUGGAAACCUGGAAGCAUUGGACAGCCGUUUCGUCCUGUCCUAGGACUUCUGAGCAGUGCGCAUCCAUGAUCCCGCUCACGGGAUUCGAACCCAGAGCUUUCAGUCUUGCGCGCGAACGUUUAACCUACUACAAUUCUGUUUUAACACUUGCUUUACACCAAGUUGUCAACCUCCGAUACCAUUUUAAUUAUCAGUCAUAUUAAAUCUUUGAAGGAAUAGAGCACCAAUAAAGAAUAUCUUUUAAUAUGUGGACAAUUGUUGUGAGAUGUAUACCAAUUGUUAGAAUGAUAUAAUUCUGUUGCAUGAAACUGCUGAGGAAAUCAAUAAUCUCCUUUUACAUCUUGUAUGAAUAUAAAAUAAUACUUGUAAUGUAUUGUACCACAUUUAAAUGCUAAACAUCAAUUUAAGACCGAUCUAUUUCAACAUCUAGUUUUAUCAUAAAGAGGCAACGAAAUACCUUGAAUAUUCACUUAUAUUACUAUCUUGAUCAAACUUGGUAAAUUGGUAAGAAGAAUAGUAAGUUUUCAUUUGAGUUGUCUCAAUUGUGGUGUAAACCAGAUAUCAAUGCGAGUAUAGUACUUAUUCAUUCAUUCUAUAUUAUUUUAUGGAUGAAAAACAUAGUCUACAAGAUUAUAAAACGUUAAUAGGUUGCGCAAAUACCAUUAAACCAUUGUUUCUACACGGUGAAAGGAAUAUUGAAAAUGAUUUUUAAUAUUUCGAGCUAGAUAGAAGGAUAUCAUAAGCUUUCAUCGACUAAGGUAUUUGAGAUACACAACAUAGGCAUAGUCACCAUCUCUACACCAACUCGUCAUCAUGUUAACCGGCAUAGAAGUUGAUGGGAUAAAGAAGAAACCCAAUUGAAACAUACUAUUAGUACAUGAAUAUAUCAAAAAAUAGUCUCACUCAUUUAGAUCUUUCAUUUGAGACUACUACAAUGAUUAUAAUCGAUUAUUCAAAACUCAUGGUGAUAAAGAUCGAAAUCUGUCACAGUAGCAUAACUUUACUAAUUUCCCAUUAAUCUUUUUUUUCAAAUUCAAUAUAAAGUACAAUACAUUAGACCAAUAUGGUAUUACUUAUGAUUGAUUGAAUAUAAUGGAAUUCAAUAAUAAUUAUCGAUUUGUGGAACUUAAAGCCGUAUUCAUUUUUGUAUUGUUUCAUUUAUUUUUGGUACAAUCACUACUAAUAUAGUGAACAAGAACACAAGCAGGGAUAAUCGAAUGUAAUUUUUAAUAGUUGAGAUCAUGAGUCAAUUAAAGUUAGACCACCGUGAAAAACCUGUAAGCACUGGACGGCCAUUUCAUCCUAUUGUGGGAGACCUCAAUAGUGUGCAUCUACAAUCCAACCUCACGAGAAUCAUACCAAGAACCUAUCAGUCUCGCGAGUGAGCGCUUAACCUCUAGAUCACUGAACCAGCUGGCGUCCAACAAUGUUAAUGUCUAACUUCAACUAAUCCACGAUGUUGAGCGACACAUUUAUCAUUGUCAUCAGUAUGUUGCCAUCUCAUAACAGACCUAGUUGAACUCCACUGAACACAGCUUCUCACUAGAACUCCAGGAUAUACCUCUUGAAGUCAGUCACUAGUGAGCAGAUUGAUUAUUAUCAGAAGGAGGGUUUUUGUGGAUAUUAUAAUAUUUUAAUAGUUGAGAUCAUGAGUCAAUUGAAGCUAGAACACAGCUUCGAUGGUUUAGAGGUUAAGUGUUUGUGCGCGAGACUAACAGAUCUUGGGUUUGAAUCUCCCGAGGCGGUAUCAUGGAUUCGCAUUGUUGAAUGUUUUUGAACACUCAAAAUCACAGAACAUCUUAAUAAAAUCUAAGAACCAUUAUAGUAAAUAUUUUAUUUACAACAUGUCAAUCAAUUGUCUCAGACAUCAAUACUCCUUCACUUCUAUAUCAAUUACUUUCUUUCUUCGUCGAUCUUCUGCUGCCAGACAUUCUAUUCCUGACUAGCGUUAUAUAUAUAUGUACUACUUAUGUCGAUAUAAGUAGUACUUAUCACACCAAUACUACUAAAAAUACUGAUAAUAAUAAUAAUGAUAAAGUAACCGAUUAACACGUAUAUUGUCUAAUUUCUACUUUCUUUACUUUUAUUUUUAGGCAUUUUCAUUCAUCAAUUGGAUUGAUAUAUCCUAACAAACAUAAUGAUCAAUCUCCCUCCCCCCUCUCACUCACGUUUCUAUGGCUUAGUGUAUUCAUUGUUAUUUACUUUUCUUUGUUUCUUUCUUUUCUUUUCUUUUUUUAGAGAGAAAAAAAAUCUGUAUUCACUUAGUUCUAUUGUAGAAAAUUGUAUGUAUGUAUAAUGAUUUGUGUAUAUCAUAAAAUAGUUUCAUAGAAGAGAAACAAAACCCCCCUAUUUAUGCUCAAUACUAACUCAAAUGUAAAUGUGUUCCUUCAAACUAAUCAACCAACCAACCAUUUAACAAAGAAAGAAAGAAAAAAACACUCCAUUUGCUCAUCCAAUUUUCCCCUCUUUUUCGGGGGGGGAGGGGACAGGAGUGGGGUGAGGGUCUUAACUCAUUUACAAAUUUUUUUCUUGAUUUCAAUCUUUUCGUUGAGUAGGUUCUUUUUGUUUAUUUACAUAUACAUAUUGAAUAUGAUUUUAAUUAUUAUUUUUUAUUAUGAUUAUGAUUAUGAUCAAAUGUCUUUCUAUUUAAUGAAUGAAUGUUUAUUAGCUCGAAUCCUUUAAUUCAUCCAUAUAGAAUACAGCACUUAUUAUUAUUAUUAUUAUGAGUGUAAUUUAUUUAGAAUUAUGAUUAGUAUUUUGUUGUUUGGAUUGUAAUUAAAUGAAAAAAGGCACACAAUCACUAUUAUUAUUAUUAUUGAUUAUUAGUGUUAUAACUUGUCGGAUUGAAUGCUACUUGUUAUCUUUGGUCGUCGGUGAUUGCUGUGUCGGAAACGCUUAUCACUUAUAAUUGAAACAAGUGACCUAUGCAAUUUCCGACGAUUCGAAAGUAAGAACACAAAGACUACUAUAAGUGAAGAUUUAUUAAUCUCCAAAACACGAUGAUGAUGAUGAUGAUGAUGACCCUAGUCGAAAAUACACUGAUUUAUAUAUUGAUUGUACACUGAAUAAUCAUCACAUUGAAUCAAAAUGGAAAUAAUGUUAAAUCAAAACUCAUAAUGAUGAAUUAUUAGAAGAAAAACAAUAUGAUAUUGAUUUAACAAAAGUAAUUGUAAAUCAUCUAAUACAAUUAGAAGAACAAUAGUGUUGAUGAGAAUGAACAAUCUAAUGGAUUAUUUGCUAACGAACAGUGAAAAAUAUUCAACGAUCGUUUGGCUAAGAUCAGUACGUGAUUUAAUUUAUAGAAAUUUCAUGUUUAUUUGGUGUUACUGCUCAUCAAACUCAAAUUUUAAUAGUCUAAGUGAAAUAACAUCGUAUACAUUAUGUCUGGUGUUAUGAGAUUUAAAACAGUCAAUGGGAGGCAUGAAACUCAGCUACUGUGUUAGCUGUUACUCUUUAACACAUUGUACUUAGAGUUAAAACAAAAAUACUCUAUGUGGGAUUCGAAUUCACAUCACGAAAUUUUACAUUAUGAGAUAUUAUCAAAAACUUAUUUGUCCCUGAAUUGACUACUGAGUAGUAAAAAUCUAUAUUAUGAUUGUGGGAUUCUCAAAUCGUAUGGAAUUCUGUUGAACAAAAGGUUCAAAUAACUUAAUAAUUGCAAUGCUUAACACUGUUAAUCUGAAUGAAACAAAAUCGAAACAUAUAAGCAUCAUCAGACUCCACAAGAUCGUAUGUGGGUCUGGCAAUUAUUAUUGAUAGCUUCUGACAAGCCGAUCUCCUACAUGAUCAAAAGGGG